Molecule: messenger RNA, 2937 nt
Organism: Triplophysa dalaica
Lineage: Eukaryota; Metazoa; Chordata; Actinopteri; Cypriniformes; Nemacheilidae
Gene: afg2b
Product: AFG2 AAA ATPase homolog B
Exons: 10
Coding region: 145-2394 (749 amino acids)
Molecular function (GO): ATP binding; ATP hydrolysis activity
Source: RefSeq, a predicted model, not a curated record
AAGCAGAUCAGCAGUGAGCGCACAUGUGUUCUGUGUUUUGAUAUCGCACACGUUUCGUCGAGUGACGAGACGCCGAACAGACGUAGUUUGAUCCCGAAGAAUACGGACAUACCGCAGACAUCAGUUCAUACAACUGAUAAAAAAAUGACCUGUGUGGAGGGGCUGAGAGUUGUGCCGCUGGAUGUGGUGGACUCAGGCACGCAGCGCUGUCGGGUGGGUCCUCAUCUGAUGUCCAGGCUGGGACUCCGGGUGGGCUCUCCGGUCCUCAUCGGGGUCAGGCAGGGGACAUGUCUCUGUGUCGCGUGGCCACGGCGAGACCUCGCUGAGGGAUACGUUCAGAUCAGCAGCCAGUGCGCCACACCAGACCUGAGCACGCAAACAUUUACUGGACUCACGGUGGACCCGGCACGGAUCAAAGCCCUGAGCUGCCCCAAACUCACCUGCACCAGCGUGAAGGUGUUCGUGCGGAGUCUGAAACACAAGAGACACGUCCGUGAGCUUGUACAGGAACUGCUGAGCGGCCUCUACCUGCACAGGGGUCAUAUGCUUGAUCUGUCUCACGCAGACACCGAGAUCAGGUUUGUUCUGGUUGAGCAUGUUAACUCGGGCGCACACACAGCUGGUUUGGUGACAGACAGAACCCGUGUGGACGUGAGCGCGGUUCAGAGCGCCAAACACUUCCAGAAUCAGCAGCGGGUCUCAGAUCUGUCGCUGGGGGGUCUGGAGGACGUUUAUGCAUCAUUAAAGGAGAUGAUCGUCUUUCCUCUACGCUAUCCUGCUUCUUUACAUCGACUCGGGCUGUCCUGCCCGCGGGGGCUGCUUCUGAUCGGACCGCCCGGUGUGGGAAAGACAUUACUGGUGCGCUGCGUGGCGAAAGACGUCGGGGCCAGGUUAGUGACCGUAAAUGGGCCCGAGGUCACGGGGUCUCGACCCGGCGAGAGUGAAGAGAACCUGCGGCGGGUGUUCGAUCGGGCCCGGGAGGCGGCAGAGGAGGGCUCGUGCGUUCUGCUCAUCGACGAGAUCGACUCUCUUUGCCCGAAGCGAACGAGCGGCAGCAGCGCGCCGGAGAACCGACUGGUCGCUCAGCUGCUGACAUUAAUGGACGGAAUCGGCAGUGAGGAGGGUUUCGUCAUCAUUGGAGUCACGAACCAGCCGGACGCUCUGGAGCCGGCGCUCAGGAGACCCGGCCGCUUCGACAGAGAGGUGGUCAUCGGUGUCCCGCUGCUGCUACAGAGGCGCAGGAUUCUGGAGUGCGUGUGCCGGCAGAUGCCGCUCUCCGCGGACGUUGAUCUGAGCGCUGUCGCCGAAAUGACCUGCGGUUACGUGGGAGCGGAUCUGAGCGCGCUCAGCAGAGAGGCAGCGCUGCUGGCCAUACGACACUCACAGGCAGGAGUCGCUGAGCGUGUGGAGAUGCAACACUUCAUGGCGGCGCUGCAACAGGUGCGGCCCUCGUGUCUCAGGAGCAGCAUAGGAGCGACAGACUUUAAACCUGUCCGCUGGGAGCAGAUUGGAGGACUAGAGGAGGUUCAACUAAAACUCAAGCAGAGUAUCGAGUGGCCCAUGAGGUUUCCUGAAGCAUUCGUGCGGAUGGGCAUCUCUCGGCCCAGAGGAGUUCUGCUGUAUGGACCGCCGGGCUGUGCGAAGACCACGCUGGUGAAAGCGGCUGCAUCUUCAUCUCGCUGCACCUUUCUGUCGGUCAGCGGGGCCGAGAUCUUCUCUCCGUAUGUGGGAGACUCGGAGAAAACCCUCACACAGUUAUUUGUUCAGGCACGAGCGUGCGCACCCUCCAUCGUGUUCCUGGAUGAGAUCGACAGUAUUGUGGGUUCUCGAUCAGACGGCGGUUCCUCUCACAGCGUGCAGUCGCAGGUUCUGUCUGUUCUGCUCACCGAGUUGGACGGAGUUGGAUUUCGAAGCGUGGAGAGACGGAGCGGCAGCAGAAGAAUGCGUCAGUUAGAGGGUGGAGAACAAGAGCCAGACGAACUGCAUCAGAUGGAACUUCAGGAGGUGUGUAACAAAGAUGUUUUGAUCGUGGCUGCCACUAAUCGAGCAGACGUUCUGGACAGCGCUCUGCUCAGACCCGGCCGACUCGACCACAUUAUAUACGUACCCCCUCCAGACACUGAGGCUCGUGAGGCGGUCCUGCGCGUGUGCACUGAACAUGUUCCGCUCCAUCCUGACGUGUGUUUGAGGGAUCUAGCUGAACUAACAGAACGCUUCUCUGGAGCGGAUCUACAGAACCUGUGCAGAGAGGCUGCUCUCGCGGCUCUGUGUGAGGACGGUUUCACUGUUUCCUGUGUGAGACACCGACACUUCCUGAAGACUCUACACAGUUUAACUCCAUCUCUGACUCCUGACCAACUUCAGCAGAACAUCCACCUGUCUGUCAGUUCAUAAAAACAUCAUGUGUGUUUCUCUCUUAUGUGUGUGUAACUGUUGCGUGUUAAAGUAUCUGAUUUUGCUGAUAGUUUGUUUUAUAAACUCAUGGUAAUAUUAAUAUUUUGCUAUUCCAGGGAUGUCACCUGGUACAGAAAUAAAAUCUUAUCCUGUUUUGUUGUUUGGUAGUAACAGGACGUGCUGGUUUGUUGUGGUGAUUGAACCAGCUGGUGAAAAACAGAGUUGUGACACUCGCAUAGACGUCCGUUGAGAGAAUGGAAUGCUGAAUAACUCGUCACGGAGGGCUCUAUAGUUACAAAUAUUGCAUUGAAGUUCAUUCAUUUCACUGUUUCUCAAACACAUUCGCUUCUUAGUUGUGAAAAUACAUCUCUCUAAAACUUGUUUUAUUUUGAGGAAUUUUUUGAAACAACAUUUAGUUAAAUGGCUUUUCUGUGUGUCUGUAUGUGUGUUUGAACUAUUUUCUAUAAAGACCGCUUAUUGUAUAAAAUGUAAUCUAACCUCAACUUGUAUAAAUUACAUAAUGAAAUAUCUUACUGACUGAAA